AUGAGCAAAUCACUUUUCCAGCUGGGCGCGCACACGCUUCACAUUCCGGCUGGUGUGCACAAGUUGAAUCGUCAGCGGCUGAUUCAGUCACUGAAGAAUGACUCGGCCGUCGCCUCCAAUGCAGUCGUACUGCUGGUUGGUGGCAAAGGCCAGAAUUUGUACGACACUGACGUGGAGAGCGUUUUUCGCCAGGAGUCCUACUUCCACUGGACUUUUGGUGUUCGCGAGCCCGACUUCUACGGCGCCAUCGACCUGGCCACUGGCAAGUCGUACUUGUUUGCUCCAAAACUGGAUGAGGUCUACGCCAUCUGGAUGGGCAAGCUAUAUACCCUCGAAGAUUUCCGCAAUCGAUACGAGGUCGAUGAGGUGGCCCACACCGAACAGCUAGCCGAUGUCUUGAGUGGUCUGAAGGCGAGCACUCUGCUCACGCUGAAAGGCACCAACACCGACUCUAACCUGGAGACACUGGAGGCGACCUUUGCAGGCAUCGACCGUUUCACCGUGGACAACUCGGUCCUGCACAGCCACAUCGCCGAGUGCCGCGUCAUCAAGACGCCUCAAGAGCUGGAGAUAAUGCGCUACACGAACAAGGUGAGCAGUGAGGCGCACAUUGAGGUGAUGAAGUCGAUUCGACCGGGCAUGACGGAGUACCAGCUGGAGAGCAUCUUCAAGCACUACUGCUACUACAAUGGCGGCGCACGGCACAUGUCCUACACCUGCAUCUGCGGCAGCGGCGAGAACGGCGCCGUCCUCCACUACGGCCACGCCGGCGCGCCCAAUGAGAAGACCGUCGAAGACGGAGACAUGUGCCUUUUCGACAUGGGCUGCGAGUACUACUGCUACUCCUCGGACAUUACCUGCUCCUUCCCCGCCAAUGGCAAGUUCACCCCUGACCAGAAGCUCAUCUACGAGAUUGUCCUCAAGGCCAAUCGAGCCGUACUGAAGGCAGCCAAGCCAGGCGUGUCCUGGAAGGAGAUGCACCUGCUGGCGGAGCGGAUCGAGCUGGAGGAGCUGGUGAAGAACGGCCUCCUCCAGGGCGACAUUGAGGAGAUGAUGGCCGCCCGACUGGGCUUCAUCUUCAUGCCGCACGGCCUGGGCCACCUGCUGGGCAUUGACGUGCACGACGUCGGCGGCUACCUGGGCCACUGUCCGGAGCGCGACCCUCUGCCUGGCCUGCGACAGCUGCGGACCUGUCGAACGCUGCAGGCCGGCAUGGUGCUCACCAUUGAGCCAGGGCUGUACUUUGUGGAGGCGCAGCUGAAGAGGGCCAAGGCGGACCCCAAGUUGGCCCGCUUUAUCCGCUGGGAGAACAUUGACCGCUUUCGAAGCUUCGGCGGCGUGCGCAUCGAGGACGACGUGGCCAUCACUGAGGACGGCGCUGAGCUGCUGACGACCGUUCCGCGAUCAGUCGAGGAGAUUGAAGCGGUGAUGGCCGAAGGACGCAAACGCACUGUGGACUUUCCUCAGCAGACGAUCACCGCGCCCGUCACCGUCUCACUCUAA
Messenger RNA from Rhagoletis zephyria (snowberry fruit fly), 1503 nucleotides. The record is from RefSeq and is a predicted model, not a curated record. NCBI's taxonomy places the organism in Eukaryota, Metazoa, Arthropoda, Insecta, Diptera, Tephritidae.